CAUCUGCGUCACAAUCAGCUAAAGUACAAAGUCAAUAUAUGUGUCAAGAGAAAAACAGCCAAAAUAAUAUUAAGAAUACGGAUAAUUGCAAUUUUACGAAAGGAUCGGAUGUCAAAAUAAAAGCUGGCAAUGCCACAAAUAUGCACAAUAUCCGCGCUAGCUGUAAGGCGGAAGAACUAAGUAAAUUGAAGCUAAAGUGCGAACAAUUGGUUCGAACCUGCAUCACAGGAUUACUGAUUACAAUGUCAAAUGUGGCAUUCAAAGAGAUGGAAGAUGAAAUGAAUAAAGCAGUUUGCUGGUAUCUAUCUUGUGAUCGUUACUGGGAGGAUGGUCCAUUGGAGCCGAGAGCAUUUCCAUGGGGUCUAAUAGUAAUUCUUAUAUUCGUGCUGUCCACAGGAAUCUGUUUCUGUUAUUACAUUAUUUGGAUACUAUUUGAUUCUGACGAGACAGCAAUUAAUUCAAAUCACCACAUUAGUCAACACAAUCAGUGUCUUAAAUAUUCUCCGGAUAGUCCAGGUGGUCAGUUAUUUUCACAUCAACAUAUGCACGACUUAUAUCCUGAACAAUCCCAAGCAGAACAUCCCUACAGUUUAAGACAUUAUUAUGGGGAUCAAAUUCAAAUCGAUACCAGCAGCAGCACAACUCACAGGAACGGUCAGCGUACAUCGACACCAUUACGCCGUCAAGGUCAAAAUAAUCUGCCAUAUCAGGAAAACAAUAGCAAUUCCAAUACAGCAAUAGCAGCAACUAGCACAGCAUCACUAGCUAAUACAAUCGAUUACAAGGUUAAUUCAUUGAGUGACGCAGCCGCAAAGCCAAUCAAUUCUCUUCAGCAUUCAUUGGAUAUGCAUCAUAGCUAUGUGGGCGCAUCUCAGCCAUCUCUACAUGCCUCAUCAUCCGCUCACGACAUCAUCGAAAACGAAGUAGGUCAGAACGAGCACUAUAUUUAUGUUACUUACCCACCCGAUUUGAAGAAACGCUUUUUUGAGAAAUUUGAGUGAUGACUUGCCUAGGACAGAUGCUGUGACAUUAUACUUAACAUAAAUGUUUCAUAAAUUUUAUUUAAAAUUUCAUAAUAUAAAGAGUGCAAUUCUUUAAUAAACGAAUGAACGCAAAAUGAUAUAUGAAGAAUGAUAAAUACACACAAAUAAUUGGUGGAAACCCACUUUGUUACGAUGUACGAUCCACAUAAUUACAAUUUACUUUUCAAGCAAUUAAUUGGGACCAGGAGUUUAAGCUUUUUCUGUAUCCGAAGAAUAAAUUAUUUCAAGUUUUAAUAUA
Molecule: messenger RNA, 1281 nt
Organism: Teleopsis dalmanni
Lineage: Eukaryota; Metazoa; Arthropoda; Insecta; Diptera; Diopsidae
Exons: 5
Coding region: 39-1001 (320 amino acids)
Source: RefSeq, a predicted model, not a curated record